Molecule: messenger RNA, 423 nt
Organism: Hibiscus syriacus
Lineage: Eukaryota; Viridiplantae; Streptophyta; Magnoliopsida; Malvales; Malvaceae
Product: protein TRIGALACTOSYLDIACYLGLYCEROL 5, chloroplastic-like
Exons: 5
Coding region: 103-396 (97 amino acids)
Source: RefSeq, a predicted model, not a curated record
UUCUUAUCCCUUGCAAAUAAACAAGGAGUCGCAAACCCGAAGAUCAAUUACUUCAUCGUUGACGACGAGUUCUGUUCCUUACAGUAAAGAUAAGAAGGCAAAAUGAUUACCAACUUCAACGGUUUUGGCGUAGGCCUUGGUUUUGGCGUUGGAUGCGGCUUCGGAGUUGGAUGGGGUUUUGGGGGUAUGCCUUUAAAUAUUUUAGGUCUCGGUGCAGGUGGUGGCUGUGGGGUUGGCUUUGGCCUUGGAUGGGGCUUUGGAUCUGCCUACGGUAGCCAGUACAGAUCAUCUAGGGUCACAUUCCAAGGCUUAGAAUUUGGCAAAGAGGACCCGAGACGGGAUGGUGAAUUAAAAGAAAUACCGAAAAACACCAAGGACAGUCGCUUGUCACAGUAGUUUUAUUUUUCCAGUUUGCAGUUGAAU